Molecule: messenger RNA, 893 nt
Organism: Melospiza georgiana
Lineage: Eukaryota; Metazoa; Chordata; Aves; Passeriformes; Passerellidae
Gene: TXNDC9
Product: thioredoxin domain containing 9
Exons: 5
Coding region: 122-802 (226 amino acids)
Biological process (GO): microtubule cytoskeleton organization
Cellular component (GO): cytoplasm
Source: RefSeq, a predicted model, not a curated record
UCGGGGAGAGUUCCACGCGCGCGCCGUGCGCCCCGCGCUGACUCUCGCGAUAGCGGCGGAGGGGCGCGGCCGGCGCGCGCGAGGAAGCGGAGGCUCUGAAGAGACCACUUUCCAGCUAAAGAUGGCUGCUGAUACCUCUGUGGAUAUCCUGCAAAAAGUUCUGGAGAAUGAAAUACUUCAGUCAGCCAAGGUUGUGGAAGAACAUCUGGAUGCUGAACUACAGAAGCUGGACCAAAUGGAUGAAGAUGAAUUGGAACGCCUUAAACAGAGGAGGCUUGAGGCCCUAAAAAAGAGCCAGCAGCAGAAACAAGAGUGGCUUUCAAAAGGACAUGGAGAAUACAGAGAAAUCCCAAGUGAGAGAGACUUUUUCCAAGAAGUCAAAGAAAGUAAAAAUGUGGUUUGCCAUUUCUAUAGAGAUACAACAUUCAGGUGCCAAAUAAUGGACAAACACUUGACUGUAUUGGCAAAAAAGCACAUUGAGACAAAAUUCUUGAAAUUAAAUGCUGAAAAAUCUCCUUUCUUGUGCGAGAGACUGCGCAUCAAAGUAAUUCCCACUCUAGCACUAAUAAAAGAUGGGAAAACACAGGACUACGUCGUGGGCUUUACUGACCUCGGUAACACUGAUGACUUCACUACAGAAACCUUAGAAUGGAGAUUAGGCUGUGCAGAUAUAAUUAAUUACAGUGGAAACUUGAUGGAUCCACCUUUUCAAAGUCAAAAGAAAUAUGGAACAAGCUUUACAAAGCUGGACAAGAAGACCAUCAGAGGAAAGAUAUAUGAUUCAGAUUCUGAUGACGACUAGAAGAGCCGCUAAAUAUAUUUGUAAAUCAUCUUUUGUUUAUGCGUGGUAUAUUUCUAAGAAUGAUUUUUAUAAAGCUUACUGCUUUUCAUUA